AGCUCUAAGGCUGGUGGUGGAGGAGCAGCGGAGAGAAGAAGCUGCAGCUGGUGCUCGAGGCGGAGUUUGGGGGACAAAGUUAGGAGGAAACGGGUCUGUUUACCGGUCCAGCACCACCGAACCAGUACAGAACCGGACCGGUACACGGUAAGAUCCGAACCGAACUUUCUCACUGCAGAACAGCGGGGGAAAAAUGCUUCUUACGCACGAGCACACUCAAACUACCAUCUCAAACAGCGUAACACACACACUCACACACAAACACACACACUGAGGAUCUGCUGAGCUGGGAGGAAAUCACGAGUUCAACACAAGUCAGCAGGAAUACUGGGAGGAUCAACACUGCUCAACACACUGUACUGAUCCAUAACAUCAUAAUAGAUCAUACACCACCUGGAUUUAACUAAGCAAAUAGAAUUUUAAACUGAUUGGUAAGAUAUCCAGGCAACAUGCCUCAUCCUUAUCUGAGGUUCUUCACUGCGGUGGGGGACAAUCACCAGAACGCUUCCAACUGGCACAAAGAAGAACUGCAUGAGACUCCAGAUGAACUAGAGCAGGCCAAGCAGACCCAUGUCCCCGCGGUGACCUUCAGAGACUCCAUGAAGAGGCUCUUCAGCUCCGAGAGGUUUCAGAUAGCUGUCGUGUGCCUGGUGGUCCUGGAUGCUCUGUUUGUUCUGUGUGAGCUGCUGAUUGACCUCUCCAUAAUCAAAGCAGAUGAACACCGGGUCGCUCCACAGGUGUUCCACUACCUCAGCCUGGCUCUUUUGACGUUCUUCAUGGUGGAGCUGCUGCUGAAACUGUUUGCGUAUCGGCUGGAGUUCUUUAAGCACAAGUUUGAGGUGUUUGAUGGGAUUGUUGUGGUGGUGUCUUUUGUCCUGGACAUCGUUUACAUCUCCAAAGAGGACGCCUUCGACGGGAUGGGCUUCCUGAUCCUGCUCAGGCUGUGGAGGGUGGCCAGGAUCAUUAACGGAAUUCUGGUGACGGUGGAGAAUCGAGCUCACCACAAAGUGCAGAAAGUGCAAGAAAGCAACGACCGGCUCGUCCAGCAGGUGAACGAGCUCCAGGAACAGAAGGCCACAAUGGAGCAUGAGAUCAGCCGACUGAGGGCUCUGCUAAAGCAACACAACAUCCAGAGCUGAUCAUCUGCUGCUGCUGCUGAUGAUGAUUAUGAAGUGUGUACAAAGGCUGAAUAUCACAAAUAUCACUUACGCUUUAAUUAAAGAUAAACAGAUCAGAGCAUCCCGACAUCCUCUGCUGAGGUUCAGGUCACCACUGUUCUGUAUAGUUCCAGGAGGGUCACAGUCAAUUCAUGAAUUAUUUCAGUAAAUGAAGUUAUGAUUAUGAAUCAGUACAGUAUUGGAUAAGUUAUUAUAAUGAAACAGUAUAGUACUGAAUCAGUUAUUACAGCAAAGGUAUAGGACUGAAUCAAAUUUAGCAAAUCAGUAUAGUACUGAAUCAGUUAGUACAGCAAAAGUUCUAUGGGACUGAAUCUAUUGUAGUGAAUCUGUAUAGUACUGAAUCCAGUUAUUCUAUUGAGCCAGUAUAGUUCUGAAUUCUGAAUCAGUUAUUACUAAAAAAGAUAUAGGACUCAUUCUAAUUGAAUGAAUCAAUAUAGUACUGAAUCAGUUCUGAAUUCUGAAUCGUUUAUUACUGCAAAAAGGUAUAGGACUGAAUCUAUUGCAGGGAAUCAAUAUAGUACCAAAUUAGUUAUUAUUGUGAACCAGUUUAGUACUGAUUCAAUUAUUACAGCAAACGGUAUAGGACCGUUUACAUUACUGAGUCAGUUAUUACUGUGAAUAAGCAUAGCACUGAAUCUGGUAUUAGUGCAUCAGUGUAGCACUUAAUCUUUUAUUAUAGUUAAUCUGCAAUACAAUAAAUCGCAUAUACAGAAUUUCUGUGCUUGUAAACCACUAAAAAAAAAGGGAUGACUCAGAUGCUCUAGUGAUUUAGUACAGUACUGAAUCAGUAUAAUAAGGAAAAGAUGGUAUAGUAAAUUAGUAAUGAAUUAUUGUUAAUGUGAAAUAUAACAGUAGAGCAGUGAAUUGACACAGUACUGAAUUUUAAAGUAUUACAGUGAAUCAGUAGAGUACUGAGCGAACUAUAAGCUAUAAAUAAUAAGCACAGUAAAUAUUAAACUGCAGUUCUGUUACCCUUUAUGGCUCGAAAUGAAGACCGGAUGUGUGUGACCUCACUCAGAGUGCAUGAUGGGAAUCUUUAUUAAGGGAACAAGCUUGACAUCUACAGGCUUAUGGUAAACUUUUUUUUAUUAUUAUUAUUAUUGAAAGUGUUUUGCUGGAGAUUGCAGAAUUGUGCACAUUUUUCUAGAAAUUGAAAACGUUGUAAAACUUUGUAUGGAUUGCUUUGAAAAAAUAUUUUGUAUACUUUAUGUAAUGUUUUGUAAGAAAUCAUGAAAUGUUUCUAAACAAAAAAUAAAGAACUUACAAAACAA
Molecule: messenger RNA, 2449 nt
Organism: Astyanax mexicanus (Mexican tetra)
Lineage: Eukaryota; Metazoa; Chordata; Actinopteri; Characiformes; Acestrorhamphidae
Gene: hvcn1
Product: hydrogen voltage-gated channel 1
Exons: 6
Coding region: 450-1139 (229 amino acids)
Biological process (GO): proton transmembrane transport
Cellular component (GO): plasma membrane
Molecular function (GO): voltage-gated proton channel activity
Source: RefSeq, a predicted model, not a curated record